AGUCCGAUUCAAAGUAAGUCGUCUCUUUCUCACUCCGCCCCGUCGCCCCGCCCCGCCUGCACCGCCUUCUCUUUUGGCCUAGGGUUUCUACACCUUCAAACAACCCGAUCCUCACCAACACCACCACCACCACACCAAGAUUCCUCAGAAUCAACCGCAGAUCGUCUGGCAGCUUCACUUCUAAUCGGAUGGAAGAGGAGGUAAAAUCUGAGGUCCAUCUGACAUCAGCUGCUGCUUUUGUGGAAGGGGGAAUUCAAGAUCCUUGUGAUGAUGCUUGUAGCAUAUGUCUUGAAGAAUUUUUUGAGAGUGAUCCUUCUUCGGUAACUGAUUGCAAGCAUGAGUUUCAUCUCCAGUGCAUUCUUGAGUGGUGUCAGAGAAGCUCACAGUGUCCUAUGUGUUGGCAAUCUAUUAGCCUAAAGGAUCCGAGCAGCCAGGAGUUGCUUGCUGCUGUAGAACAUGAGAGAAACAUUCGACUAAAUCCACCCAGGAAUACUGCAAUAUUUCAUCACCCAACACUCGGGGAUUUUGAGUUACAGCAUCUGCCUGUCAGUGCUACUGAUGCUGAACUUGAAGAGCGCAUUAUCCAACAUUUUGCUGCGGCCGCUGCAAUGGGAAGGGCACGUCAUAUUGGCAGAAGAGGUCAGAGGGGUAGAGCUUCAGCUCAUGGUCGUCCACAAUUCCUUGUAUUCUCAACCCAACAAAAUACACCAUCUGUUGCUCCCGCCUCCUCUCCAACUCGCACUGGUGAAGGCGAACUUCCUCCUGUCUUAACCGACUCUGGUUCAUCUUCAGAGUUAGUGACAGGGCAUGAUUUUACACAGUUGACUUCUUCACCUUAUGUUCAUGUUACUCCUGUUAUAUCAGCUUCUGGGUCAAGUGGUGUCUCUCCCAUAAUUCAUCAAGGAAACUCAUCAACAAACCAAUCUUCAAUUCAAUCUUCCACGAAUCAUCAUAAUAGACCAGGACCAUCAGAUUUGCAGUCAUUUUCUGAGUCUGUUAGAUCUCGAUUCAACACAAUGUCAAUGAGAUACAAGGAGUCUAUAACAAAGGGCACGAGGGGGUGGAAAGAAAGAUUGUUCUCCCGCAACAGCAAUAAUGCAGAUGUUAAUUCUGAAGUAAGAAGAGAAGUCAAUGCAGCAACGUCAGAUGUAUCUGGACCGAUGGAGCAUCCAACAAGAGGUGAUGCGGCUAGAGCAUCUGGCAGCAGCCAACAGCUUACAGAAUCGGGUUCCAGCAAUGUUUCUGAGGAUGGUGGUAGUACACAAGUUGUACCGGCUGCAGGCUCUGCAUCAAAUUAAAUCUUAAAUGGCUAAUCAGAUGUUACCAAAGAUUUCUCAGUAAAGGUUGUUGGCCUCUCUUGGUCUAUGGGAGAGAUAUGUACAUGAUUUAUAGACAGAAUGAAUAUGGCCAUCAUGGUAAAAUAAUAAAAGGGAAGAAGAAAGAAAGAAAGACUGUUAUUGUUUUAGCGUUUUUAGACCCCCAAAUGUCAAGAAUCCUUUUGUUGUUAUUGUUGUAUCUAUCUUAUCUAUCUAUUACAUUUCUAUCAGUGAUUGUAAAUUGGUUAUGUGUAUGCAGCAACCAGCUUUUUACUAAGUGUGGGAUGUUUCUCAUUUUCUUAGUUUGGAAACAAUUUAUGAAAGGAAAUUGUGUUGGAUU
Molecule: messenger RNA, 1656 nt
Organism: Impatiens glandulifera
Lineage: Eukaryota; Viridiplantae; Streptophyta; Magnoliopsida; Ericales; Balsaminaceae
Product: E3 ubiquitin-protein ligase RHF2A-like
Exons: 9
Coding region: 189-1298 (369 amino acids)
Molecular function (GO): ubiquitin-protein transferase activity
Source: RefSeq, a predicted model, not a curated record